Messenger RNA from Anopheles maculipalpis, 584 nucleotides. RefSeq lists its product as uncharacterized. The transcript has a single exon. The record is from RefSeq and is a predicted model, not a curated record. Gene Ontology annotation, biological process: proteasome assembly. NCBI's taxonomy places the organism in Eukaryota, Metazoa, Arthropoda, Insecta, Diptera, Culicidae. Bases 1 to 366 code for a protein of 121 amino acids.
AUGGUUGUCCCCAACUUUCACUCACAUCUCGCACAGGUGGAAGUGUGCGAAGUGUUGUACAACAUUCGCGUACUCAAGAUGAAGGAUUCGGUCUUCAUCUACAUCGGCCAGGAUAAGGCGGAAUCGUUUGACGAGAUGGCUGUAGCGAUGCCAAAUGCAUACAACGCGUCCGAUGUGCUGGGUACCACCAUCAUUGGCCCAACGGAUGGUAGUGGCGCACAGGAUCUAGCGCAGCGACUUGCAAAAAAGCUCAAGAAACAGGUUUACCUCAGCCUUGGAUCAUCCGUCCCGAACGAUCGUAUUGUGCGGCCAUCAAUCGAGAAGAAGAUAUUUGACGAUAUCAAAAACAACAUUGAAUGCUUUUGAGCUACGACGAAGGAACAGGCGUGGAACAAUGGAAUUACAUUAUAGAGAAGAAGAAAAUAAGAGAGCUACAUUACACUCAUAAUACCUCAUAGGAGGAAGGAUCGCUUUUUACGUACGUUGGGCGUGUGAUUUUUACAAAUGCUUUGCUAAGGAAUUAUCAGAUUAUUGCUGUGCCGUAUAAUAUUUUUUGAAAAUAAAUACAAUACAUAAGCGGGAAU